Molecule: messenger RNA, 2369 nt
Organism: Lates calcarifer (barramundi perch)
Lineage: Eukaryota; Metazoa; Chordata; Actinopteri; Centropomidae
Product: nuclear distribution protein nudE homolog 1
Exons: 9
Coding region: 240-1313 (357 amino acids)
Biological process (GO): centrosome localization; chromosome segregation; cell migration
Cellular component (GO): centrosome; kinetochore; kinesin complex
Molecular function (GO): microtubule binding
Source: RefSeq, a predicted model, not a curated record
UUCCCGAGGCAGUGGCAACUUUGCGGCGUCUAACUCCGGGCAAGUCCUUAAAUAGUUUUCUUUUACCGUUUCGACGUCAAAUUUAACCGGCAAACUUUGUCGGUAGUAACUCCUGCGCAUGAAGAGGAUUUAGGAAAAGAAAAAUCGGUUAACAUAGCGUCGAAGGGAGCUAACUGCUGAGCCAGACCGGUUUUGGCGUGUGACAGGAGAGUCAGCUCUCCACCUGGGCUGGGCUGGAGAUGGGGGAUCCAGAGCCUCCAGAGUUCGGGUCCCUAGAGGAGGAGUUGGAGUACUGGAAAGAACAGGCUGCCAGGCACCAACAGAGUGCGGAGGAAGCUCAAGAAGAGCUGCAGGAGUUUCAGCAGAUGAGUCGUGACUACGAGGUGGAGCUGGAGACGGAGCUGAAACAGUGUGAGGCACGAAACCGUGAGCUUCUUGCUGCCAACAACCGCCUUCGCAUGGAGCUGGAAAACUACAAGGACAAGUAUGAGACGCAGCACUCUGAGGCCUGCCGGCAGAUCUCCAGCCUGGAGGGCGACUUGGCCGAGACCACGGCCAUCAGAGACCAUUUUCACAAAUACAUCAGAGAGCUGGAGCAGGCCAACGAUGACCUGGAGAGAGCCAAGAGGGCGACCAUCAUGUCACUGGAGGACUUUGAGCAGAGGAUGAACCAGGUCAUAGAGAGAAAUGCCUUCCUGGAGAGCGAGCUGGACGAGAAGGAGAAUCUCCUGGAGUCUGUCCAGAGACUGAAGGACGAGGCCAGAGACCUGAGGCAGGAACUGGCCGUGCAGCAGAAGCAGCAGGUACAGGACAGGAAGCCGUCCCUCAGCAGUGCCGUCAAAGAGCCUUCAUCGUCUUCCUCCUCCUCGGCUGGGCUGCCCACCCCACCUCUCACCCCUCCAGAUAAAAGGACGGAGGACAAAACCACAACUUCGUCCUCUAACCAGCCCGUCCCCUCCGCCACCACCACACCGUCCAGACCUUUGGCCCCAGCUGAGUCCUUCGCCACCCCACCACCCUCCGUCAGCAGAGGUGAAAGCCUUGCAGGGACGCCUCUCACCACCUCGGCGAGAAUCUCGGCUCUGAACAUCGUUGGAGAGCUGCUGAGGAAAGUCGGGAACCUGGAGUCCAAGCUGGCAUCAUGUCGGGAAUACGUCCACGAGCAGACGGCUAAUCGCAGAGGUCACGCUGGAGGACAGGGGGCGCCAGCGGGCCAGAGCAACUCCUCAGAGACCCAUCCCACCAACGGCCUCUACAACAAGGGGCUGGUGAAGAGGUUAGACUUCGGAGCAGGACACAAGCUGCUGCUGUGAAAGUGAAAACACCCUCCACCUUAAUCCUCCGAGCUGCUCGGCCUUUCCCGUCCGUCCAGCCUGGACCUCUCAAACAUGUAACGGUACUGUGUGUCGCACAUCACACAGGUGGUUUCAGACUCUCUGCCUCUUCGAGGACACGGACCACUCUUUAAUAGGAAGCUGCAGUGAUGGAUGGAUUUGUCACUGUGGAUGUCUGUUACCAGCUCAUUUCUUCUCAGCACUCGCACUUAGCUUGAACUAACUUACUGGACUUGUGCUGCGUGUCACCACCUCACCUCCUGCGUUUGGAUUUGCCAGAUAUUUUGUGGCAAAUUUUUGUGUCGCUCUAAAGGUGUGUUUUCAGACUGAAUUUUACAGACAGCAUUACAUCCAGAGUCAAUGAAAAGACACUAACAGAUGCAGGUUCUAACUGUCAAAAACACCAGAGGAAGAAUAACUUCUGCACUUCAUUCAACAGAGUGCAUACCUCCACCGAGGUCAAACAAUUCUUCAUGACUGUAGCAUUUUCUUCUGUCUGGAUCUGCAGCAAAUUGUACAAACUCAUAGAUUUCACCACACAACGUUUUUACAUCAACUUCCUACAUUAUUUCCUGAGAAGUUGAUGUAAAAUUGUUAAGCAGCUAGCUAACAACUCUGUAAGCUAACACAAAAACAAACCUACACAAAGUGAAAAAGGCUUUUUGUUUAGUCUGAACACACCUUUAUGGCAUGUGAGUACUAAAUACUGGAAGAGCACUUUUAUCUUCCUGAGUGGAGAGGGUUUUUGAGAAUGUCUUUUAAAAUACUACUUUAAAAUCUUGAGCUCUUGUUGUUUGUCGUCAUAAUAUCACACUGCUUUCUGAUGCCCAGUCGCCACAGUUUAAUGCGAGAUCAGUCGCUGAUGAAACUCCACCAACAAAGUGCCACUAAAUGAAUUCUUUUUUAGAUUUCUAGUUUCCUGUACAUGGACCACAGAAGAAGACAGACUUUGAAUUUUUGCAAUGUGGAUUUUGCAUUUACUGCUUGCUGCUGUCUCGACAGUUACUGAGUAAAGAGGACUCUAAUUUACUCCAA